Melopsittacus undulatus (budgerigar) is the source of this 1982-nucleotide messenger RNA. RefSeq names its product transcription elongation factor A protein 3. Gene Ontology annotation, cellular component: nucleus. The record is from RefSeq and is a predicted model, not a curated record. Gene Ontology annotation, molecular function: zinc ion binding; nucleic acid binding. NCBI's taxonomy places the organism in Eukaryota, Metazoa, Chordata, Aves, Psittaciformes, Psittaculidae. Gene Ontology annotation, biological process: DNA-templated transcription; transcription elongation by RNA polymerase II. The transcript has 13 exons. Bases 128 to 1480 code for a protein of 450 amino acids.
CCCUUUUUCCCCUUUCUCUCUGCUCCUUCCCACUCUGCUUCCCUCUCCCAUCCCUGCCUGCAUCCCCCCAUGCUGGCAGUGCCCAGCUCUGCCUUGGGAUCGCCCCCCUGAGCCGGGAGCCGCCAGCAUGGGCCCUGCUGAGGAGCUGGUCCGGAUUGCCAAGAAGCUGGAUAAGAUGGUGGCCAGGAAGAGCACGGAAGGGGCUCUGGAUCUGCUCAAGUCUCUCACCAACUACACCAUGACCAUCCAGCUGCUCCAGACCACGCGGAUCGGGGUGGCUGUUAACUCGGUGCGGAAGCACUGCUCCGAUGGAGAGGUAGUGGCCUCGGCCAAGAUCCUCAUCAAGAACUGGAAGCGGCUGCUGGAGCCCUCCAGCACCCCAAAGAAGGAGAAGGACGUGGAUGGGGAGAAGAAGGAGAAGGGUCUGGAUCUCCCCAGCUGCCCCAGUGAAGGGGUGAAACACCCCAAGAACCCAGCAGAGAAGCACAGGGAGAAGCACAAGGAGAGGAAGCCCAGCAAGUCCAGCUCUUGUGCCAUCACCCCUCAGGGCCAUUCUGCCGAUGCCAGCCUGGACAGAAAGGCCAGUGAUGGCCGGAGCCCCACUGCAUCCUCCAAGAAGUCACCUCUGGACAGCAAGAAGGAGAGGAGAGACUCUGCUGACUCAAGGUCCUCCACCUUGGCCAUCUCCUCCUCUUCCUCCCCACAGAAGAGGCUGUCGGGGGAGAGGAGAGCCUCCGUGGGCAGCAGCCCCUCCCCAGCUCCCACUGGCUCCCGGAGCAGCUCCAGUGACAGCAAGGAGAAAAGGUGGGAACAGCCCCAUCCUGGUGCCGUGGCGCAGGUCCUGGGGGAUGCACGAGGACCCUGGGCUCUGCUUGUCCUCCCCUGCAGAGCCAACAGCAGCAAGGCCAAGGCAGAGACCCCACAGACCCCCAGCAGCCCCUUCUCACCCAGCCCCUGCCUCCUGGCCCCCUGUUACCUCACAGGGGACUCGGUGCGGGACAAGUGCAUCGAGAUGCUGACGGCCGCGCUCCGUAUGGAUGAUGACUACAAGGAGUUUGGUGUCAACUGCGAGAAGAUGGCAUCGGAGAUCGAAGACCAUAUCUUCCAGGAGCUAAAGAGCACGGACAUGAAGUACCGCAACCGGGUGCGGAGCAGGAUCAGCAACCUGAAGGACCCCAAGAACCCCAGCCUGCGGAGGAACGUGCUGUGCGGGGCCAUCCUGCCCAGCCUCAUCGCCCGCAUGACAGCUGAGGAGAUGGCCAGUGAUGAGCUGAAGGAGCUGCGGAAUGCCAUGACCCAGGAGGCCAUUCGGGAGCACCAGAUGGCCAAGACGGGCGGCACCGUCACCGACCUCUUCCAGUGCGGCAAGUGCAAGAAGAAGAACUGCACAUACAACCAGGUGCAGACACGCAGCGCCGACGAGCCCAUGACCACGUUUGUGCUGUGCAACGAGUGUGGGAACCGCUGGAAGUUCUGCUGAUGGCAGCCCCCGGCGAUGGGGCUGGAGGGAUGCGGUGUGAGACAAGGAUGCUGUGACAGCCACAUCGGGGUGCGGAGGAAGGUGAUGCGGUGGCUCCGGUCCCUACACCCCAACUCCCUGUUUCCUUGCACCCCAGGAAGCUGGGCUCUGGCAGCAGAUGGGUUUGCUUGGGAAGACCCUGGUGAAUCCAAGUGGUCCAUCCGUUUGCUUGGGGUGCGCUGGGAGCCCACUGCCAACAUCCUCAGUAAGGGAGACUGGUCUGUUUACAGACAGGAGGGACAUUCCCUGUGGAUGUGGGGUUGUGCCACUGUCCUGGGAAACCAGGAGUGGCAAACAGCCAGGUUUUAACCCAAAUACCUUCUUCCUCCACAGUGGGAGGACACAGAGGGAGAGGGGGUGGUUGCAGGGUGCCUGGAUGCUGGUGGGAGGUCACCAUGUCCAUCCAUCCUGGUUUAAGGGCACUAAAAGGAGGAAGAAAGAAGGGAUGUGGGGGGCAAGAGGA